Mesitornis unicolor (brown roatelo) is the source of this 621-nucleotide messenger RNA. RefSeq names its product low density lipoprotein receptor class A domain containing 1 (gene LDLRAD1). The record is from RefSeq and is a predicted model, not a curated record. The transcript is spliced from 6 exons. Gene Ontology annotation, molecular function: protein binding. The coding region runs from base 1 to 621 and encodes 206 amino acids. NCBI's taxonomy places the organism in Eukaryota, Metazoa, Chordata, Aves, Mesitornithiformes, Mesitornithidae.
AUGAACAAAACUCACCCGCAGAUAAAUGGUAAUGUGGCCACCUUUGAGUCAACAAAGUCCUUCUCUGAAGAAAGAGGCCGCUGCCAGCCCUGCUGCGCCCCUGCGGGCUGCACACGGAGACACGGCUGCAUCUCUGCUGUGGCGCUGCUCGUCCUCGUGGCUGCUGUGGCCUUGGCAGUGGCACUGGGACUCCUGCUGCGGGCACCAGCGAGCCGCUUCUGCGCAGCCUCCAAUAACCGGACCGGCUUCUUGUGCGAUGACAGAGCGACCUGCAUCCUGGCCAGCCAGGUCUGCGAUGGAGUCGGCCACUGCACGGGUGGAGAGGAUGAGCUGGAGGAGCUCUGUGGUGACUUGCCCCGCAGCCUUCCGGGAUUCCUGGUUUUCCGCUGCAGUGACCCCACGUACUGGGUCUACGCCGAUCAGAGGUGUAACGGGAUGAAUGACUGCGGAGACUGCUCUGACGAGAUGGGGAGCUCGGCCGCCUGCCCCCAGUGUGGGUUGGAGUGGUGGAGCUGCAGCCCGGUGCACUACGAGUACUGCUCCUGCGUCCCCAGGAGGCUGUGCCGGGACGGCGUCCAGCACUGCCUCAGCUGGUCCGAUGAGUUCAUCUGCAGACCGUGA